Phaethon lepturus (White-tailed tropicbird) is the source of this 1288-nucleotide messenger RNA. RefSeq names its product glucose-6-phosphatase, catalytic subunit (gene G6PC1). Gene Ontology annotation, cellular component: membrane. Gene Ontology annotation, biological process: glucose 6-phosphate metabolic process; gluconeogenesis. Lineage: Eukaryota; Metazoa; Chordata; Aves; Phaethontiformes; Phaethontidae. Gene Ontology annotation, molecular function: glucose-6-phosphatase activity. The coding region runs from base 32 to 1288 and encodes 418 amino acids. The record is from RefSeq and is a predicted model, not a curated record. The transcript has 5 exons.
GUUUUUCCCUUUUACGUAAGUUGUUCCAAACAUGUUUGUAGCAACCCCCGGUGAUGCACCUUUGGCAAAAGUGGUUUUGGGUCCAAAGAUCAGUGCUGGGACAAGCGACCUGCCUGCAGCAAACAAGAGUCCGCAGAGUAUAAAACCCCAGCAGCACGGUGGAGCGCGGGACACCCUGAGCCACGCCGAGGGGCAGCGGCUGCAGAGGAGGAUGGAGGCCAGCAUGAACCUCCUGCACGAUGUGGGCAUCCAGGCGACACACUGGCUGCAGGAGCACUUCCAGGGCUCCCAGGACUGGUUCCUCUUCAUCUCCUUCGCCGCCGACCUCAGGAACGCUUUCUUCGUCCUCUUCCCUAUCUGGUUCCACUUUAGCGAGUCAGUGGGCAUCAGGCUCGUCUGGGUGGCUGUGAUCGGUGACUGGCUCAACCUCGUCUUCAAGUGGAUCCUCUUUGGAGAGAGACCGUACUGGUGGGUCCACGAGACGGACUAUUACAGAAACACCUCUGCCCCAGAGAUCCAGCAGUUCCCACUCACCUGCGAGACUGGCCCCGGGAGCCCCUCCGGCCACGCCAUGGGUGCAGCAGGCGUGUACUACAUCAUGGUGACGGCCCUCCUCUCCGCUGCCAUGGGGAAAAAACGCUCAAGGACACUCAAAUACUGGGUGCUGUGGAUGGUGCUUUGGACGGGGUUCUGGGCAGUUCAGGUUUGCGUCUGCCUGUCCCGAGUCUUCAUUGCCGCCCACUUCCCCCAUCAGGUCAUCGCAGGUGUCAUCUCAGGGAUGGCUGUGGCCAAGACCUUCCAGCACAUCCACUGCAUCUACCAUGCCAGCCUCCGUCAGUACUUGGGCAUCACCUUCUUCCUCUUCAGCUUCACCCUGGGCUUCUACCUGCUGCUGCGGGCACUCGGUGUGGACCUGCUCUGGACACUGGAGCGGGCACGCAGGUGGUGCGCCCACCCUGAGUGGGUCCACAUUGACACCACCCCAUUCGCCAGCCUGCUCCGUAACCUGGGCAUCCUCUUCGGGCUGGGGCUGGCCCUCCACUCCCACAUGUACCUGGAGAGCUGCCGGGGGAAGCAGGGCCAGCAGCUGCCCUUCCGCCUGGGCUGCAUCGCUGCCUCCCUCCUCAUCCUACACCUCUUCGACGCCUUCAAGCCACCCUCUCACAUGCAGCUGCUCUUCUAUGUCCUCUCCUUCUGCAAGAGUGCGGCCGUGCCGCUGGCCACCGUUGGCCUCAUCCCCUACUGUGUCUCCCAGCUCCUGGCCACGCAGGACAAGAAGGCUGUCUAG